Messenger RNA from Bradysia coprophila, 1017 nucleotides. Its product is annotated as small ribosomal subunit protein uS5. Gene Ontology annotation, cellular component: cytosolic small ribosomal subunit; ribosome. Gene Ontology annotation, molecular function: RNA binding; structural constituent of ribosome. The record is from RefSeq and is a predicted model, not a curated record. Lineage: Eukaryota; Metazoa; Arthropoda; Insecta; Diptera; Sciaridae. Gene Ontology annotation, biological process: translation.
AAUGUGAAGACAUUCAUUGAGCAUGAACUCAACAUAAUGUUCAUUAUUCAUUUUUAAGCCGGUCCAAAGCGCAUGCAAAGUGCAUAUAUUCGUUCAUUCGUUUUUUCGUUUUUGUCAAUUCAAGAACACUAAAAAUAAUAAUGGCGGACGCAGCUCCAGCCCGUGGCGGAAGAGGUGGAUUUGGUUCUCGUGGACGUGGUGGCAGUAGAGGUCGCGGCCGUGGUCGUGGUCGUGGAAGAGGCCGUGGAAAGGAAGAUCAAAAGGAAUGGGUUCCAGUAACCAAACUGGGUCGUCUCGUGCGUGAGGGACAUAUCAAAACUUUGGAAGAGAUCUACUUGUACUCUCUGCCAAUCAAGGAGUUCGAAAUCAUCGAUUUCUUCCUUGGAACCGUGCUCAAGGACGAAGUACUAAAAAUCAUGCCUGUCCAGAAACAAACGCGUGCCGGUCAACGUACACGUUUCAAGGCUUUCGUAGCUAUUGGCGACAGCAAUGGUCACAUCGGUUUGGGAGUCAAGUGUAGCAAGGAAGUUGCAACUGCUAUCCGCGGAGCCAUUAUUUUGGCGAAACUCUCAGUUGUACCAGUUCGACGAGGCUACUGGGGUAACAAGAUUGGCAAACCCCAUACAGUGCCAUGCAAGGUAACUGGAAAGUGCGGUUCAGUAUUGGUACGAUUGAUUCCAGCUCCUCGUGGUACUGGCAUCGUUUCAGCUCCAGUACCGAAAAAACUGCUCAUGAUGGCUGGUAUUGACGAUUGCUACACAUCUGCUCGUGGCUCCACCGGUACAUUGGGUAACUUCGCCAAGGCUACUUAUGCUGCCAUCGCGAAGACCUACGCUUACUUGACACCGGAUUUGUGGAAAGAAAUGCCACUUGGUAAAACACCAUACCAGCAAUAUGCAGAUUUCUUGGCCCAAAAUCACAAGCCAGGCGGUGGCAUUCGUCAUGUUGAAGCCUAAGCUGAAACAAUCCAUGUGAUAUAUUCUAAUUAUCGCAAAUAAAAAUGAAAGUUGAAGAUAA